AUGCCCCCAGCUAUCCAGGCAUGGAAGCUGUCAGCACAGCUUGCGCACCGUCUACUUGUCCGGACCAAGGCCGACCUUUCUUGCGGGACUUUGACUGUUUACGACAAUCGCACCCAUCGGCGGUACGAGAUUCCCAUCGAGCGCAAUGCCAUCAACGCCCUCGAGAUUCGAAAGAUCACAGCUCUUCAGUCUGAUGCCAACUCUGUCGAUCAACUUGAGUGUGGUCUGCGAGUUUUGGAUCCUGGAUACCUGAAUACCGCUUGUGUCGAGUCGAAUAUUACCUUUGUCAACGGCCAACAGGGAUCCAUUCAAUACCGUGGCUACUCGAUUGAGUAUCUAUUCGAAAAUCACGACUACGAGGAGGUCAUCUUUCUCUUGAUCUGGGGUUAUCUCCCUGACGCGGUCGAGAAGAAGACCUUCCAGCACAAGAUUGCUACCGGUUGCGUUCCCCCUCCGCACGUCAUCCAAGUUAUUGAGUCUUUUCCUCGAGAUUCCUUGACAAGCACAAUGGUCUUUGCUGGCAUGGCUGCCUAUGCUAGUCGAGACGAAGGCGCCAUUAGCAUACUCCGGUCCGGUCGGCCAGCUUAUAUGGGCCAGGUCGACAAGGUCGAUGCCGCCCUUAUAAGCUGCAUCUCCGCCCUCGCUACUGUUGUUGCCCUCGUGUAUUGCCGCAAGCGCAACAAGUCUUUCACCCCCGCCGAGCCCGAUGAACCCUUCAUCUCAAAUGUCCUGCGCAUGAUGGGCUUUCAUGAAGACAAUCACAGCACCAAGCCCGAUGAGGAAACUCUCAAGUGUUUCGAAAAGCUCUGGAUCCUCUACGCCGAUCAUGAGAUGACCAACUCGACCGCCGCCUUCUUGCACGCCGCCUCGACCCUGACUGACCCCCUGGCAUGCUGUAUCUCUGGCCUCGUCUCUGGGUAUGGACCGCUCCACGGAGGCGCCAUCGAAGUAGCCUACAAAACCUUUGAAGAUCUCAAGACCCCGGAGAACGUGCCGAUGCUGAUAGCGGACGUCAAGGCCAAGAAGCAACGUCUCUUUGGUUACGGCCACCGCAUCUAUAAGGCCGUAGACCCCCGAUCCAAGUUCAUCCGCGCCAUGAUUGACCAGUACAAUGACAGGGUGGAGUCGAAUUCUUUACUUUCCAUCGCCAUGGAGGUUGACAGCGUUGCCAGUACCGACGAGUACUUCACCAGCCGCAAUCUCAAAGCUAAUGCGGACCUCUACGGGUGCUUCCUGUAUACUGCGUUUGGCUUCGAAGCGGAUAUCAUCGUGGCCAUGGCGAGCUUGUCACGCAUUCCCGGUGUGCUGGCGCACUGGCGGGAGGCGAUGCUUGAAAAGCGUUUUGUGCUAUGGAGGCCACAACAGGUCUUCACUGGUCCGCCGGUCAGAGACCACCUCUCGGAAACUAUCCCUAACGAUGUUUCAUCGAGGGGUGAUGAAAGAUGGAGACGGGACUGA
Colletotrichum orchidophilum is the source of this 1458-nucleotide messenger RNA. Its product is annotated as citrate synthase. Gene Ontology annotation, cellular component: mitochondrial matrix. Bases 1 to 1458 code for a protein of 485 amino acids. The transcript has a single exon. The record is from RefSeq and is a predicted model, not a curated record. NCBI's taxonomy places the organism in Eukaryota, Fungi, Ascomycota, Sordariomycetes, Glomerellales, Glomerellaceae. Gene Ontology annotation, biological process: carbohydrate metabolic process; tricarboxylic acid cycle.